AUGGCAGGUGUUGUUGGACCGGCGGCCGACGGGUCCGCGCUCCUCCUCGUCGACGUGGGCAGCCUCCGUGGGCAUGAGCUGCAGAAGGAGGUCAGCCUCCUCCUCCUGCCGCAGGUCGACUGGUCCGCGGACUUUGCCGCGACCUUCGACGCCGCCAAGGACCUCCUCGUCGCGCCGCUCCAAUUCAUCUUGGGCAACGUCCCCGUCCCGGCCGACCGGACGCUGCUCCAGAAGGGCUCCAUCUCUGUGCGGUCGGAGGCCAGCGCGUCGCCGUCGACCGUACCGGUCAUCCCGGCCAUCCAGCAGCAGAUCAUCGAGAUGGCCGACGAGUUGCACCUCUCGGAGAUGUCGUGCUUGAAGUACUGGAUCCUCGCGAGCGACCCAGACAACCGCGCGCUUGUGACGCACCGCAACCGUCUUCCGCCGGCGCUCCUGCGUGACAAUGUGCCCCGCGCCGCGCGCGAGUUUCUUUUGACCGAGACCAACGCCGUCUUGACCGCGCUCUUUGAGCUCCUCCGCGCCCGUCUCGAGCCGACGAUUUCGGCGCAAAAGAAGGAUGCGAUCCUCGACUAUACGAACCGCCUCUUGCAGCAGGACCUGCUCGGCCACCUCUGUCGCGCGCUCACCGACGACAUCCCGACGCUUCUCAAGAACAAGACGAUGCAUGCCAUGGCCAUGGUGUGGCAAAAGACGAUCGCCGAAUGCAUUUUCCUCAUUGCGUCCAGCACGCCCGUGCUGCCGUCCGAGCUCAAGGCGCUCGUGUCGCUCUGCCUCGCCAUUGGAUCGCGCGUUCAGAAGACGAGUGCGAGCGUCACGACGGCGCUCCAAGGCGCGCUGGGUCUCUCAACCGAGGAGAGUCCGUACGACGUCAAGGAGGUCGCUUGCCAGUUGCACUCGCUCAGCUAUGCGCACGCAGCGCUCGCGUCGACGCUGCAGACGUCGUCGGUCCGCGUGCACCGGUCGUCCAGCGAGGCCGUGAGUCCGUCGUUAGCGUGGACGUCGGAUGUGGGCGUCGCCACCGAGGUGCUGCAGCUGCUCAAGGCACCCUCGACAUGCAAGUUUCACGGUGUGCUCUUCCUUCUCGGCGCCGUCGGCUUUGCGCAGCACCAGGCCAAGCUCAGCUUUGUCACAGAGAGCGACAUUACGCUCUUGCACGACGCCGGGCUCAAGCACAACGGGAUGAUGCUGCUUGUGCAGCUACUCUUCCCGUUCGCCCCCGAAGGAUCGACGCUCCUUGCCAUGUACGAAGGCGCGUUUGAAGACUUUUUCUCGGCCUACGUGAGCCUCCUCUUUCCCGCGCACAAGAACGGCUCGCUGCUGCCGACGACGACGGCGACGGCGGCGCACCCGAUUCUGAACGCGGCGGUCUCGACCCCCGAUACGCUCACGCAGCUGCUCGAGCUCGGCAUUGCGCUGAGCCAGCUGCACCCGACGUUUGCGAGCACGUUCUGGAGCGCGCACCAGCCGUUUUUAACGGCGUCGGCGACCCUGUCGCAGUCGACGAAUGCGUCGCGUCUCGCCUACAUGAAGCUCCUCUCGUCGUGUGCCCCGGGGUGCCCGGAGCUCGCGUACAAACACAUCAAGGAGAGCCCGCCGCCGGUGACGUGGAAGCACUUUUUUGCCGCCAUUGACAACUACCGGCGCGUGCUCUCGCAUGAACCGACGCUGGCGGGGUCGGCGCCGAGCACGACGACGACGGCCGUGGGCCACCGCUUCCAGGUGUCCGAGGUCCAGGCGCUGGACGCGAUGCUGCAGAUUUUCCAGUCGGUGCUCGGGAACCGUGCGAUCGUCCACUUCUUCCUCGACUGGCCCGACAACAACGUGCUCUUGCUCUUUCUGAGCUUUUUGCGCUGCUCGAUCCCGUCGUCGCUCAAGGGCGCGGUGAUGCAGACGCUGUCGCGUUUUGUGAUUUCGGCGCCGCUCGCGCAGCUCCUUUGGCAGCACCUCGAGGCCGCGCAGAUCCUCACGACGACAUCGAGUGCGGCCACCACGGGGAUUCAGUUUGAGCUGGAGCAGAUCGAGUCGAUGCAGCGCACGUACCCGGCAACGAACGGCUUUGUGGCGCUCCUCCGGCCGCUCUUUGAGUUUGAGUUUCCGGACGAAUGCGGGUCCAGCUACCGCGUGAGCGGGAACCGCCCGUACUUUGACUUUGUCAUUGAGCACGUGUUUCUCAAAAUGGCCACGCGCGAGUUUGACAACGCGCUCGACAAGUGGACGCUCCUCGAGAACGUGCUCGGCCUCUUCCACGACGUGCUCCAGCGCUACGACCCGGCGCCGGCGGAUUUUGUCGACGAGUACGUCGUCUUGAACACGACGAACGGCUCGACGCAUGUGCUCAAGCCCAAGGCCAGCGGCUUCCACUUGCUCUCCAAGCUUCUCACGGACAGCAACGUUUUGCGCAUGUUGCUUUCGCUGCUUCCGUCGGUCGACGAGCUCGAGAGCGCGUACGAAGCCCAGCACACGGCGUACACGAGCGACCUCUGCCUCCAGCUCGUGCAGCCCGAAGACCACGUGCGCCCGUGGAACGCGCUCUCGAAGCGCCAGGACUGCGUCGUGCUCAUCUUGGACAUGCUCUUGCUGGCCAUGCACAAGGAAGAGCGUUUUCUGAUGCUUUUGCGCGAGAGCCGCCUUCAGGACCGCGCCGCCGAGCCGCUCGCCAACCUCCUCUCGCGGUCGCCGACUCACAUUGUCAAGGUGUGCAAGUACCUCCGAUACCCGCACGCGCCGAUUGCGACGCUUGCCGUGCAGCUCCUCUCGCUGCUGAGCAGCAACAUUCCGUCGCCGUCGCGCCUCGUCGAGAUCUUUGUGGACGCCGGCGUCGACGGUGCGAUGAUCGACGGCGUCGUGGCGUCGCUCAUGGAUCCGGCGUCGUCGCUCAAGACGCCGCUCCUCGCUCUGCUCUUGGCCAACGUGCAAAAACCGAUGCCGAAUCUCGCGACCUUUCUCCUGGGGUGGCCGACGCCAUCGCUCAUGACGACGGCCCACGGCGCGAAUGCCCUCGAUGCGAUUCUGCUCUUCCUCGACAAUGCGAGUUUGAUUACGGCGGCGCCGACACUCGCCGAACAGUGCUACCGCCUUGUGCACGUGCUCUUGUCGUCGGCGACGACGCUGCCACUGACGCUCCAGCGCCUCGGUCGCCCGACGCUCAACUGCUUCCUCUUUCGCCAAGCCCAGGAGAUGCUGCCGCACCUCGUCGCGGCGCACCGGGACCAAUUGGCGCUCGUGCAGUGCCGCCGCUGGCUCCUCGAAAGCCUCGCGCUUUGGCUCUUCCAUGCCAAGUGCACCGAAGUCGCCUCGUGGCUCUGGACGCCGUCGGCACCGCUGCUCGGUCUUUUGAACGCGACGCCGUUUGCGUUGGCGCCGCCGAGUCGCCCGUCCGAUGCCCACAGCCUCGGUCUUGCUGAGCAGUGUACGCUCGAGAAGGACGGGCAGCUGCUCAUUGACGUUCCGGCCUUCUCGGCGCUCCUCGAACGCAGCGAGACGCUUGCGUGGACGCCGGUCGAGACGCGCGACAAGGCGAGUAACGUCGCGAAUGUGCUGCAGUGGGCGCUGAGCUGGAACCGGUACUCGGAGCGCAUUGGCGCCGAAGCCCAAGCGCUCGGUGCGUGGCGGAAGCUCGUCGAAGUCGCCGCGUUGCAGUACGCGGCGCCGGUGGCCGCGCUGCACCGGACGCUCGACGCCGUCUUUUCGACGCUGCAGACACCCGGCCUCGUCGCGCACUUGGUCGAAUUGGCGGCGACCGUGACGGUCGCGAUGAGCUUCCAGCUGCGCGGCGCCAUGUCUGACAAGGCGCCGCUCUCGGCGCCCCAACGUCGUCUUCUCCUCGAGCGCUGCACCAAGGCGAUCCAGAGCACGACGACGACAAGUGGCAACCCGGCCGCGGGCCGCCGCGCGCGCUCGAGCCUGUACACGAGCUACCUUCACGUACUGCGGUACCUCGAGGCGCAUGCAUCGAGCUCGUCGACGGGGCAGCUGGACGUCUUGACGUCGUCGGCACCGAGUGCAACCGCGGUCGUCGUCGACGCGCCGUUUGUGGCGCUCGUGUGCCGUGACGCGACCGACGUCACCGUGCCGCUGACGAUGGGUCUCGCGAUGAACAUUCUCGAGAGCUUGCCGUCGUCGAGCGUCUUGCCGUUGCUCCAGCACCAGGUGCCGCACCUCUGCGGCCUCUUCAAGAAGGACGUGCAAGCGUCGACGCUUGUGCUCCCGUCUGUGCUCUCGCUCUGGACGCAAAUGGCCGGCACGAAGGACGGGGCGCUGGCACUCCUCCAAGGCGGCGCGCUGCGUGCGCUCAUGACGAUGGACCUUCCGUCGCGACCCGUCAAGCCCCACAACGGCCCGCUCGACGCGUAUUUGGCGGCGGACCAAGCCUUUUACGACCAGUGGCUGCCCGUGCUGCGUCUCCUGGCGGCGCUGGCGGCGUCGUUGCCGCAGCACACGGAGCUCAUGGAGCUCCUCGUGCAGUCGGUGGGCUUCCACUGGAAGCGCGUCGCGUCAAGCGUCAAGCUGCUCGAGGCGUCGAUCUCGCUCAACCACGUGACGGAGCUGUCGCUGUUGACCUUCUUGCUCAAGACGCUCGCGGCGUUCCCGUCGCUGCUCGAGUCGGGGCUCGGCGCGGCCAAGGUGCACAAGCUCACGCAGCGACUGCUCGCGCUGCUCCCGUUCUUUGGCCUCCACGUGCUCCACGGCGGGUGGUGGAGCACGCUGGCGCCGCGCACGCUCUCGGAGCAAGAGCGCAGCGAGAUCCUCGUCGAUGGCAAGUGGAGCCUCUUUGCGCAGAGUGCGCUGUAUGCGUCGCGCCUGACGCUGUGCCACACGAUGGCGUUCUGCCGCCUCCGCCUCCAAGGCGCCGAGAAAACCUUGUUUGCGAACGACGAGUGGAACGUCUGGAAGCGGCUGCUGGAGGCGUGGAAGGCCGCCCUCUUCGUCGACGAGCAUGCGACGUGCGACGCGGGCUUUCACAAGGAGACGAUGGUCUUCCUUCUCGAGCACAUUGUCGCGCUCCUCACGCUCCAUGCGCUCCAGUACGAGAACGGCGCGCAAGCCAAGUCGAUUUUAACGCUGCUGGGCACCGAUUUCGAGAAUUACGCGUUCGUGCACGUGCUGAGCCGCAAGCUGCGCGAAGUGAGCCACGAGCAGCCGUAA
Molecule: messenger RNA, 5145 nt
Organism: Saprolegnia parasitica CBS 223.65
Lineage: Eukaryota; Oomycota; Saprolegniomycetes; Saprolegniales; Saprolegniaceae
Exons: 3
Coding region: 1-5145 (1714 amino acids)
Cellular component (GO): nuclear pore
Source: RefSeq, a predicted model, not a curated record